Messenger RNA from Diceros bicornis minor, 1680 nucleotides. RefSeq names its product actin binding transcription modulator (gene ABITRAM). Gene Ontology annotation, biological process: regulation of filopodium assembly; dendrite morphogenesis; regulation of actin filament polymerization. Gene Ontology annotation, cellular component: lamellipodium; filopodium tip; dendrite. Gene Ontology annotation, molecular function: actin filament binding; actin monomer binding. The transcript is spliced from 6 exons. The record is from RefSeq and is a predicted model, not a curated record. The coding region runs from base 58 to 603 and encodes 181 amino acids. NCBI's taxonomy places the organism in Eukaryota, Metazoa, Chordata, Mammalia, Perissodactyla, Rhinocerotidae.
UGCAGAGAGGAAGCGCUGGGGACCCGGAGGGCGGGGGUACCGGCGCCCGAGGUCGCCAUGACUACCGAGCCGGUGGCCGCGGAGGCCGCGGUGCCGUCGCUCGUGGAUCGUUACUUCACUCGCUGGUACAAAGCAGAUGUCAAAGGAAAACCCUGUGAGGACCACUGUAUACUACAGCACUCAAACCGAAUAUGUGUCAUCACAUUGGCAGAAUCUCAUCCAGUUCUUCAAAGUGGAAAAGCAAUUAAAAGCAUUUCCUAUCAAAUCAGUACCAACUGUAGCAGACUUCAGAACAAGGUCUCUGGGAAAUUUAAGCGGGGGGCACAAUUUCUAACAGAACUUGCACCGCUAUGUAAGAUUUACUGCUCAGAUGGAGAAGAAUACACCAUAUCUAGCUGUGUUAGAGGACGAUUGAUGGAAGUGAAUGAAAACAUUCUCCAUAAACCAUCUCUUCUUCAAGAGAAGCCAUCCACUGAAGGCUACAUUGCAGUUGUGUUGCCCAAAUUUGAAGAAAGUAAAAGCAUAACAGAAGGGUUACUCACACAAAAGCAGUAUGAAGAAUUCGUGGUGAAACGCAUUAAUGCCACAGCAACUACAUCAUGAGGAUAGAGAAGGAAUAAAAAGCAACAUGGGAUUCUUAUCCUUUCUUGGCCUAAAGGAUCAGUGCACUAACGAACCAGCAUAUGUGAAGCAUACACAUACACCCAGCGAUCCGCAGGGAGGCCUGAUCUUAAAAUUUAAACUAAUUUUCCUUUUGUCUUGCGUAACAAGCCUUGGUUCCCAUUUUGUCUUCAACCUCAUGGAUCUGCCCUGCCCAUAUACUCACUCUGUUCUUCUCUUGCUUCUCUCUUGCUAACAACUGGCAAGCAAGGGAUGUUUUUCUGAUUAAAAACAAAAAACAAAGCACUCUGAGGAAAAUUUGGAAAAGACAGAAAAGUUUUAAGUAGCAAAGUAAAAAUUAUUUACCCAUCAUCCUGCAACCUGGAAGUAAAUACUACAUUUUGACAUACUUCUGUUUGAAUGUUAUGGGAUGGUUAUUGUUUUUGCCUCAAUUUUUCAUCAGUCUGAACUUUGAAAAAAACCUAAUUGGCCUUUCUUACCCAAUCUGCUUCAGUGUGACACUACCAAAAAGUCUAGUCCCAUCCCUUCUGCCCCAACUCCUCUCCUUUUAGGUUGCAGGGGAGAGGCAGACUGUAGAGUGUACCUUCUCUACUUCUUAUGGGCUGGGAUGGCCUUCUCUGGAACAAUGUAGAACUGUUAACAUUGUGGCUUCUUAAAUGAGGGACACAUGAAAAGACUUUGAAAAAUACAAAGGGCUCACUCAUAAGUAGAAGAUAAAAACAACAACAAACAAUCACAUAGAGACAGAGAUUGGACUGGUGGUUACAAGAGGGGAAAAAGGGAGGGAGGAGGGCAAAAGGGAUGAUUAGGCACAUGUGUGUGGUGGUGGAUUAUAAUUAGUCUUGGGGUGGUGAACAUGAUGUAAUCUAUACGGAAAUCAAAAUAUAAUGAUGUACACCUGAAAUUUACAUAAUGUUAUAAACCAAUGUUACCACAAUAAAAGAAAAAAAGAAAAAUACAAAGGGCUUUUGUAACACGUGGAAGUAUUAUAAUGCAGUGUUAAGCUGAUUAUUGCCAAUAUGUACAUUGUAGUCUCUCAGUCUUGUGCUCUAGUUACAG